Molecule: messenger RNA, 2056 nt
Organism: Ceraceosorus bombacis
Lineage: Eukaryota; Fungi; Basidiomycota; Exobasidiomycetes; Ceraceosorales; Ceraceosoraceae
Source: the annotation of a GenBank genome assembly
AUGGCGCAAAGACUUGACUUGAAACUGUCGCGGCAAGGAUUGUACAUCCACUGCCCUCGUUCCUUGGCUGCCACAGAACAAGAGGCGACAUCGCUUCACGCUGCCUCUAGCACGUCCACCAACAGGACUUCGUCGGACCGCGCGCCCAUCGAGGGCCACUUGUCAUUCACACUGCCAGUUGCGAGCAUCGUCAGCACACUCCGCGUCCGUCUGGUUGGCAUACAGAUCCCAAAAAAGGCACUGGUCAGAGAGUUCGACCAUCCGCCUCGCGCUGGAGAUGCUGGAAGGCUUGUCUUGAGUUCGCGCGCCAGACCAGCUACCGUCAUUUGUCAGACGGAUGCCCAAAUACACUACGUAUUCAUCGACAAGCCAUUGGUCAAGCCCGAAGACCAGCAUCUCAAGCUUCAAAAGGGCGAGCACAUGUGGGUUGUCAUUCUUCUUCUGACGAGCGCUCGACACGCACACAAGGCUCACGAGUCCAGCUUUCAGCUUUGCCUUUACUGUGACUCCUCCUAGAUGGGCUCCUCCGACGCAGUGCAACGACUACCAGUGGAUCACCUAUGAGGUCAUUGCUACCGUGGUCAGCAGCUCUGAUCCCAGUCCGAACGCAGCACUGGAGCCCUUAUGGACAGCGGAUCGUCAGUCAGAGCUAGACGCAAGGCAUGCGGCUGCCUCCAUCGAGGCUGUUCAGGUGCCAGCAUGCAGUCGAAGCUUCAUGUCGAGGGGCCUGAGCUGGCUGAGAGCCUCCUCCAGUGAGCAUACAUCGAGCAAGAAAUGUAGCGUGCGGCUCGGCGUCCAGUAAGUCACGCUUCCGACGAAUACAGUCCUUGCUGUGUGCGCCUCGCUUGGCUGACGUGGGCUCUGCUUGCGUUCCGGUCAGUCCUUCUACUGAAGGUCCGUCCCGACUCAACUUUUUAGACCUGAAUCUGCUGCCCUUGAUAGCACGCCCGCCCGGCUUUGGGUGUCGCGCUUCACUCGAUAGUAUCAAUGCUCGAUAUGGCGGCUGCUUCAGCCUGCGAAUACGUGUGGACCUGCAAGACACGUCUCCGAAGCCGAAUGCGCCUUGCUAUGUCCGCAUAGAACGUAUCAAUCUGCUACUUAGACAAACAUGGGCUUGGAAUGGACCAAACGUCCAUCUUGCACCUUUGAGCGUCAGGACAGGAAAGGCGCUGGAGUCGAGCCUGUGCAGGUGGACAAAUCAGUGCGCCAUCCCGGCUGAGCUUCGGCAAAUGCUGCAGCCCGGCAAACACAGCGGUCACCGCUACCAUCAUGACUUUCGGCCAGAGUGGAUGCGCCUCGCGCCUGCAGAGUACGAGCUCAACGAGAUCCCAGCUCAACCUCUGCUUGCUACGUCUUCAUCACUUCCGAUCCACGGCACGUCACAUCUGCAUCCAAGCUCAGAUGCUGGAGCAACCAGGGAGCUUUCUUCCUCAUUCGGUACACAUGGUCCACCUGAUCCUUAUCUAGACUGCGAGGCUACGCCAGCGGGGCUGGCCAGUGGCGGUAGCAGCGAGCUAUGCACGUCGGCAAGCCCAAAUGGGGAUAGCGAUUUCCACGGACGCCUCGAAGAUCUCCAAAAGUCUGGCAUCGACAGCUCACAGGCGGACCAUGCCAGAUCAGAGAGCGUGUGCGGUGGGACCUCGAUGUCUGUAUGGCUGCAAGCUCUGUUUCCGACACCCCCAUUGGAGGUCGGUGACCACAACGGCGAUCCAAAAGACCCUGCAAAGAAAUGGGAGUGGCAGCCUUCAACGCUCCAGGAGACGAGGAGCGAGAUCAGAUUUUCUCACGAGAUCGAAGCGCGUAUAGAAUGGAGACUGAUUAGCCUGGAGGACAGUGGCUCUGUCGUGGAGCACGAGCCGCAGACGGCGCUGCUCGGCAGAUCUAUUACGCUGGUGGAUGUGAGUAGCAGAGCUCUGGCGUAAGGGAGCCUAUCCGUAAUUGACCAAGUAUCCUACCUGAUCAGGAGGACAUGCGCACAGCCAAUCUGGAGCUGCCGCUGUACUCGGACGUAGUUGCAGCCGACAAAGCUGCUGCUUUGCCCACACAGCCGUCAUGA